AUGCCACCUCAACUCCCAGAAGGAGGCCACACCGUGGUCUACUCCACCGUUGACAACCAUGAAGUCAAGUUGGACUAUUACCUCCCCCGCACCACGGGUAGCCUGCCCGCAAUGAUCUACUAUCACGGCGGUGGCAUGUCCGCCGGUUCACGCCGAGGCCGUGGCUUCCCGCACUGGAUGUACGACCACUGCCAAGAAAAGGGCUACAUUCUCAUCUCAGCAGACUACCGUCUCUGCCACCCCACCAACGCAAUUGACCAGAUUGAUGAUGCAAAGGCUCUUUUGAGCUAUAUUGCAGGAUCGCAGUUCGCCGGCGAGCUUCCAGAAUCUGUAUCACUUGACACAGCUCGCAUCGCUGUGACUGGUUUCUCUGCUGGUGCCUACUCUGCUCGCGCAGCUUGUCUCUACGCAACACCCAAGCCAGCAGCUCUCCUUUCUGUCUACGGAUUGGGCGGUAAUAUGCUUCUGGAUCACUGGACAGGCGCGCGACCACCGACCUCGCUCGCGAAAUUCUUCGAUCUGAGCGGCGUUCCCGCCUUGUUGGCGGAUAAGACAGUUGUCAGUGACGAUUACAUUGAGGGAGGCAUGUCGAAGCGUUUUGCGAUGACAAUCGACUGGGAGAUUAAGGGCACAUUCCUUGAUGGUGUUUUCCAGAGGCCGGGACUGGGCAAGUCACUGGAUGCUCUGGAGUACGAGAAGCGGUUCGAGGCUGUUCCAGAGGAUCUGAAGCCCGGUAUGCUGCAGCAGUUUGUUACGGCUGAUUACCCACCCUCGGUGUUUGUACACGGCAAGAGUGAUGAGGUUGUUUCUCCUGAAGAGAGUGUUUACCAACAUGAGCAACUAAGCAAGCUGGGAGUUUCAUCGCAGCUGUAUCUUGUGGAGAAUGGGCCGCAUGGCUUGGAGGGAGCUGUGAUGAUGAGAAAGAUGGCCGGAGCAGAAAUUCCCGGUGGUGACAAGGUGAUUGCCGAUUCGAUGGAAGCUUAUGGCAAAGCUCUGGUCUUCAUUGAUGGGAUUUUUAGUGCGGUUUAG
This is a messenger RNA of Penicillium pulvis, 1029 nucleotides long. RefSeq names its product Alphabeta hydrolase fold. Lineage: Eukaryota; Fungi; Ascomycota; Eurotiomycetes; Eurotiales; Aspergillaceae. The record is from RefSeq and is a predicted model, not a curated record. Bases 1 to 1029 code for a protein of 342 amino acids. The transcript has 2 exons.